This is a messenger RNA of Venturia canescens, 4540 nucleotides long. RefSeq names its product NAD kinase-like. Gene Ontology annotation, biological process: NADP+ biosynthetic process; NAD+ metabolic process. The transcript has 7 exons. Lineage: Eukaryota; Metazoa; Arthropoda; Insecta; Hymenoptera; Ichneumonidae. Gene Ontology annotation, molecular function: NAD+ kinase activity. Bases 1613 to 2872 code for a protein of 419 amino acids. The record is from RefSeq and is a predicted model, not a curated record.
AGUCUCUCGUUUUCUCUCUGUCUCUAUCAUCCUCCUUGUUUUUUUUUACUCGCUCUCGCUGUAACCACAGCUUGCAUGCGACCGGAGCAGGCCCCUACGGGAAACACAUUCUUUCAGUAAAGUAUCAGCAGUCGUGUCUCAUUGACGUUCCUUAGCAGCGAUCGCAUGGAAGUGUUUCAAGUUAUUCGUUCAGCGGAGUCCGUCUUCACGUGGUGAAUGCUGGCACUCUAAUCGUCUUGCUCAGUGUUGGUGGUGAAAAUAAUACUAAUAUUCUAAAACGACGAUUAGUGGUGACGCAACCACCGAUCACGAGUGUUCGGAAAGGUUGAUUCGACUAUUCUAGACAGAUCAGUGGAUCUGAACAAUUUUUUGAUGGUGACAGUUUCAAUUGAUGCUCAAACUAAAUAGGAUAAUCAUUCUUGCUACAUUGUGACGAAGGUACAUUGGCUUUGUCGUGAAAACAAAUGGUUUCGAACCAGAUGCAUCGGGUAUGGGAUGAAUGCGUGAACCCAUUAAGGUAGUCUGAAUCUGCAAGUACGAUAAUCCCUUAAAGACGAUGUUUUACAUUAUUAAAAACGAAAUAUAAAAUUUGUGGAAAUUGUGAAUGUCUACAAAGCUUAAAUGAAAGGUUGAAGAGUCCAAUUUCUGAGGACUACAAAACCGUGAUAUAAUCACGUUGAAUUUGACAUCAAAUCUCUGGUGUGAUGAUCUUUUUGUGAAAUAUACUUCGAGAAAGGACAGUCAAUCGGAACGUCAAAGUUACUCAUCCUGGCGCUAUCAUCGGUGCUAGUGACCGGUUUAUUCAUAACAAGCAAAAGAUUUAUACUCUUCAAGUGGAUUCGAUGCGAGUUCGUAGAUUGCGUGGUAAAUCGUUUCGUUAAGGGGCAAUCUACCGUGACACAGUGAAUGAGCUUGCCGAUUUUUCAUUGCGAAAAAAGAAAGUUUAUCAUCAAAACCCCUGUACGUAACGGAGUUCGAAUUUUGUGAAGUGAACGAUUUGGAACUUCGUGUCUCCGUGUCGCUUAACGCAAAGCGAGUUAGUCUUUGAGCACCUACGAUCCUCCUAAGUGGAACGCGGAAGACUCGGAACAGCUGAUUCCGUCCGUCUUUCAUCACCGUCCUAGUGUUUGCUAAAAGUCCUCGCAGCCUCAUGCUGCUCCUACGCUACUAACGGAAUCUGGCUCAGAGCGUCGAUCGGACACUCUUACCGGUCAGUUUUUCGAUCGUUCACGUGACCGGUGAAUUCCAAUCACUUUUGCUAUUACUGCUGUAUUAGUACACCCUCUCCAUUCCAGCUGCGUGAUAAUUAGUGGCCUGCAGUGACGUGCGUUCGACCACUCGUUGCUUCAUCUGGAUUCAUUGAUCAAUGCUCCGUAACAUGGAAUAUUGAAUCGCCCAGCCUCUAAUGCUUCGUUGCAUUGCUUUCUAUCGAAAAAAAACGGCCGUGUUUUCUUCCCCCACAGUGAGUGUUUUCGUCGCAAUGAUUGUUUGACUCGAAAAUUCACAGAGACUUAUUCAACCGACGAAUAGUGAACGCGACAGCUCUGGAGCUUAAAUCAUGUGAUCAGUGUUUUCAUUGGAUUGUUACAAAGUACAUAGUUCUAGAGAAAACAUGGUGAGGGAGCAUAAACCCAGAAGGAGUAGCGUCAGCGAACUUUGCGAAUGGAAAUGUAUUGGUGAUCAUGGGGAUAAAGAAAGGGAAACUCGGAGGAGGAAACGUUCGGGCACCUGGCCGAGGACGAGGAGCCUGAACGCCCCCAGUCAAGUUCAACAGUUCGGGCCAUGCGGUCGAAUAAUGAAAAACUCUGCCAUGGUCAUGACCAUUCAGGAUCCAGCCUCUCAGAGGCUGACGUGGUACAAAGCACCGCUGACGGUUUUAGUAAUCAAGAAAGUCCGUGAUUCUUCGGUGCUUCCGCCAUUCGUGCAAUUGAUUACGUGGCUAAUUGAGGAAAAAAGAAUGGCCGUCUACGUGGAAACUUCCGUACUGGAAGAUCCGGCACUUACGCGUGAUCCAAGAUUUCAGAGCGUUCAUGACAGACUUACAACUUUCAAGGACGGGGCUGAGUUGCAGGACAAAAUUGACUUCAUCGUUUGCCUUGGAGGUGAUGGCACUCUCCUCUACGCCAGUCUCCUGUUCCAACAAUCAGUCCCACCAAUAAUGGCAUUCCAUCUCGGCUCCUUGGGCUUCCUCACGCCUUUUGAGUUCGACAAUUUUCAAGAACAAGUUACCAACGUCCUCGAGGGUCAUGCAGCACUCACUCUCCGCAGCCGAUUGUGCUGUACAAUAAAACGGAAAGGGGAGGAAAGACAAUCAAGCAAGCCAUCGAUCGAUCAUUUGGUCCUUAACGAAGUUGUCGUUGAUCGUGGUCCUUCGCCUUAUCUUUCAAACAUUGAUUUGUUCAUCGAUGGAAAACACGUAACCAGCGUUCAGGGCGAUGGUCUUAUCGUCAGCACCCCAACUGGUUCGACCGCUUACGCGGUUGCAGCUGGAGCGAGUAUGAUUCAUCCAUCCGUACCUGCAAUUAUGAUUACACCUAUUUGUCCACAUUCAUUAUCGUUCAGGCCAAUCGUCGUUCCUGCGGGUGUCGAGCUCAAGAUAUCCGUUCCGGCGGACAGCAGAAAUACCUCGUGGGUCUCGUUCGAUGGACGAAAUCGUCAAGAACUCUUUCACGGGGACAGCCUACAAGUAACGACAUCGAUUUAUCCAGUUCCGAGCAUAUGCGCUGCCGAUCAAAUAACCGAUUGGUUCGAUUCGCUUGCCGAGUGUCUUCAUUGGAACGUCCGUAAGAGGCAGAAACACCUCGACGAGCUCAGCGAUUUGACGCAUUCCUCGAGCAACGAUACUCUCGAUUCUCUUGAUCGUGACAGCUAAAGUAUCGCAGAUUUCCGGCUCAAAUAACGAGGCAGAAUCCGAAACGAUUGCAUCGCUGAAUUCUUUGAGUUUUACGUGAGGAGGUACAUCAAGAAGUGAUCGAGAAGGAGCGAGAGAGGGAAGUCCAUUCUCGACGCAUUUUCCAUCCGGGUAAAAUCGAUAAAUCACAGUAAAAAGUAAUCAAACUCUCCAAGUGUAAUGGAUUCGUGUGGAGUGGCGAUGAGGAUUCCCAAAUGUGGAGUGGAUCUGUGGAUAAUUCAUUUUCUUCAUCUGUAUUUAAGCCCGAAGGGUCCAAAAAGUAAUUUGGUGUUUUUUUCAUCACGAUGCCAAGUCCAUCACGUAAAAUCAUCCAUUUCUUCAGCGCUUCUCUUAUUCUAAGGACAUCGAGUUUGAUUCUGAAAAAAUGAUAAUUGAAUCGUCUUCGAGGUGAAUCCCAGGAAAGAACGUUUUGAAUUCGAUUCGAUUAGUUUUCUGUGUGAAAAUAGGAAGAUGACAAAUUAUUGACAAAAGAGAACGAUCAACACGAAAUUUUCCCAUCAAAAUAGAGUUUAAAGAUCAAUUAAUUCGCGCGAUGCAAUAAGCAUAAUAAGGACGGAGCUACCCACCGUUAUUGGGAAAUGAAUGAGCUCGUGGUAAUCGCGUACCAGAAAAAUGUUCCUUGAUUAGCCAUACGCACUGCAGACGAAAAAAAAGCAUAAAUUUUAUCUCAUCCCUCUUUUUUACGAGAAAACUAAUCUACUUUUUCGUCUACGAAAUCGAUUAAAACCGACGUGGAUACUAAAGAUCAAGAAAACAAUGGGAAUUCCCACAAAAAAUUAUAAUCGUGAACGAGGGUCACAUCGAAAGCCUCCGAAUAAUUACCCUCUCGGAAAUCAAAUUGGAAAUGAGAGAAAUCCUCCACUUUUCCUCGUUCUUUGGGAAUUUGAUUCAAAAAUAUUGAUCAAAGAAAAAAAUCAUUAAUGAAAUCCAAUUCAAUUGGAAGUCACGAUAAUAACGAAAUUCAGCUUUUGAGGAAUUGAUUCGAUUGUAAAUAGUAAUUUUUAUUUUAUAAUUACGAGUUCGUAUUAGCGUUUUGUUGUUUCGAAAAGAAUAAUAAACGUACAAUUAAGUAUAAUUGAAUGGUGUUCGAUUCAGCGUGGCAAAAAUCUCGUUCGUAUAUUACUCAUUUUAUCGAUUGUAAGUCCAUGGUCUGUUACGUGCGUGCGUACAAAAAUUUUUCGUCACAUAUACACAAGAAUUAGGGUUCUUUGCAUAAAAACGCAAAUGAAAAAGAAUGUUUUGUAGAUGUUUUUCUUCAUCCAGAUUUUUUAUACGUGAACAAAAGAUAAAGAAAUAACAAACGUGUCAUAAAAAGCGCAGCUCGCGAGAAAAGUAUAUUUAUUAUCGUUACGACGAUGAUAAAAUUAUGCCUAAGUGAAUAAUUUUAAAAUAAGUUUAUGUACAAAAAUCUUUCAUCAGGUUGUUUGUUUUUCAAUAUAUAAAAAGAAAAAAAUAAUACAAAAAUCUUUCAAUUCUCUUCAAUCAACAAAACUUGAUUCUGGAAAUUUAUUCAUGUCUCUUUUUACCGGACGUUUUUAGUCUUUCCUCUACAAAAAAAAAGAAGCCCAUGCUGUAAAUAAGAAUACACAAAAAAAUGUUGAAAUUUUUAAUAAAUUUUCUUGAACCAAA